AUGGCCGAGCCGCCGCCGGCCGAGGAGGCCCUCGCCGCUGGCGCGCCGGCGUUGCCGGCGCUGCCGGCGGCAGCGGCCGCGGACGAGGACCUGGAGUGCACGAUCUGCUUCGAGGAGCUCUCGAACGUGGGCGGCGCCAUACCGCUGCCGUGCGACUGCAAGGUGACGUACUGCUCGAGCUGCUGGGACUUCGACCGCGCGCUGGCCGCCAGCAUGUCGGUCACUGGCAGGGGCUCGUGCCCGUCCUGCCGCAGCGCCAUGCGGGUCAGCUUCGACGCCGACUCGGGCAAGCUCUCGUUCUCGCGCGCCGUGCCCGACGAGUCCCAGGACGGGACAAUUGGCGCAAGCGGCUGUACGAGGAGGCCAAGCCCCUGCAGAUCCGGCUCUUGA
Molecule: messenger RNA, 390 nt
Organism: Prorocentrum cordatum
Lineage: Eukaryota; Dinophyceae; Prorocentrales; Prorocentraceae
Source: the annotation of a GenBank genome assembly